UUCAUUCAAGAUUAGCAAAAUUUUCAUGAGAUGGGCUUCAAUGAUUCAAAGCAAGUUAUAAACUGGGCAUCCAUCACGAAACAAGAAUAUGCUGACGUGGAAUCAACAUCCUCCAAUAACAGUGAUUCAAUGACGUCAUCAUCGUUUUCUUCCUCUCUAUCAUCGUCGUCAUCAUCAGAGUUAGCAGAUGAUGCAUCAUCGUCACCUUCUUCAACUUCAUCUAAUAAUGCACCACUUUGUAGCGGUCCUCUUUAUCAAUUAACCGAACUCAUGGCCCAACUACCCAUUAAAAGGAGUUUAUCAAAGUUCUAUAACGGGAAAUCACAAACUUUUGCAUCGUUGGGAGAUGUGAAGAGUGUGGAAGAUCUUGCAAAGAAGGAUAUGAGUUACUGCACAAGAAUGAAGCCAUGCAAGAGCUACGGUGGCACUACUUUGAUGAAUCAUUAUUACGCCAAGUUUGGUCCGAAGGCUACCAUUACAAAGAGGUCUUCCAAAAGACCAAUUUCACCUUCUUUUGCUACUAGUCAUGUUACCAUGCUUCUCAAUGCAUAGAAACUUUCUUACUCUUUUAUUUUAGAGGGUUUUCUUUGUAAUUACAGAGACUAGAAAACCCUUUUGAAAUUUGUACUUUUUCUGUUUAUGGGAUAUAUGUUAAUUAAAGUAAAUAUUGAAGCACUU
Molecule: messenger RNA, 678 nt
Organism: Erythranthe guttata (spotted monkey flower)
Lineage: Eukaryota; Viridiplantae; Streptophyta; Magnoliopsida; Lamiales; Phrymaceae
Product: protein OXIDATIVE STRESS 3-like
Source: RefSeq, a predicted model, not a curated record